This is a messenger RNA of Lates calcarifer (barramundi perch), 4549 nucleotides long. It is a transcript of the gene pou6f1, whose product is annotated as POU class 6 homeobox 1. Gene Ontology annotation, biological process: regulation of transcription by RNA polymerase II. Bases 571 to 2421 code for a protein of 616 amino acids. Gene Ontology annotation, molecular function: DNA-binding transcription factor activity, RNA polymerase II-specific; RNA polymerase II cis-regulatory region sequence-specific DNA binding. NCBI's taxonomy places the organism in Eukaryota, Metazoa, Chordata, Actinopteri, Centropomidae. The transcript has 12 exons. The record is from RefSeq and is a predicted model, not a curated record.
UUAAGAGAACCAUGGCACCUCUCAAGUCGAGGCAGACAUUUUUCAAUGCAAGAUUUUUUUCUUGCAUAAAUUAUGUUCAUGACGUAGUGCAAAAGGCCAAUUUUCUGGCAAUUUUGUCCGACUUUACAGCUCAAAUAGGAUUUUGUGAGACACCUCAAGGAUUUUUGUCUAUCUGAACUGUUGCAGAAAGGGCAUCGUCAUUAAAUAUUAAGAGAGAGGAGAUCCUAACAUUGCAACCCUCCUUAUCAAUGCAAAUACCUCUUUUGUGUGCAGUCACAGCGCCUGUCUGGGAGCUGAGAUGAAUUUUUAAUUAUGUGUGACUGAAACAAACUGUGACAAGGACCUUUAUAAGAGCGGGGGAUUACAGAAAAUAAGCUGCAUUUACGCGAAUGCCAGGAAGACAGUGACCGUGGUGGUGCAGCGAGCCAUGAACUCCCAGGAUCUCCCUGCCAAAGAUGCCCCACUUACUGUCAAUGAGCAGCCAUUCACUGUCUGACUGCAGAAGUCUUUUUUCAGCCAUUUAAAUCCUGCACUUUGAAAUUCCCUGCCAAAGACAACCAGGUCAUUGUGAUGUCCGGCCAUGAGACAAUUCGUGUGCUAGAGGUAGAGGUUGAUGCAUCUCUGCCAGCAUCAGUAAACGAUGGGAAGAGUGAAGGCAAAGCUGAGGAGGGAGUGGCUCAGGCCACCGCGGAGCAAACCGAGGGCGGCAGCACCCAGGACGGCCCCACUGUGCCCCAGAGCUCCGGGGGAAUAGUGCUCGGUGAGCAGCAGGUGGUGUCUGUAGAGGCCCCUGCCCCCACCGUCCAAACGCUGACUCCUGCUGUUCCCAUCAGUGUGUCUCUGCCGCAGACACAGGCCACCAUGCCCAUCACUGUACAAGGCUGUCCACAGGUGCUGACCCAGGACAGUCUGGCCACAUUGAUGACUGGUAUGAUGGCCCAGACAGGGUCACUGGGCCAGCCCCUGCUCAUCCCCCUGAGUAUGGCAGGCUCCAUCGGUGGCCAGGGCAGUCUGGCUGUCCUCACCCUCCCCACCACCAAUGUAGCUACUCUCCCUGGGCUCACAGCAGCAAACCCGGCCGGAAACCUCCUCAAGCUGCCCUUUGCUGGCCUCCAAGAUUGCAUACCCUUGAAUUUUCCUGCAGCUGCGACAGUCUUGAACUCAGUCCAGCCCCAGCUGCAGACAAAUGCACAGACAUUGUUCCAGCCUCAAGCAGCCUCCAUGCAGCCAGUCCAGCAGGCUGCUGUGCAGCAGGUGAUGUCUCAGCCAACACAAGUGACCACUGCCCAGGUUUCUGCUGCUCAGGUGGCAGCUGCCCAGGCGACCUCGGCCACCACCACUGUUUCUCAGUCCAACAUAUCUGUGGCAGCGCUGCAGACCGCGGGACUCUCCAUCAAUCCUGCAAUUAUCAGUGCUGCUUCCUUGGGAGCACAACCCCAGUUCCUUAGUUCCCUUGCCUCUACUCCCAUCAUCACCAGCGCCAUGUCCAACAUGGCUGGCAUCACCAGCCAGAUCAUCACAAAUGCCCAGGGACAGGUUAUAGGAACCCUCCCACUGUUGGUGAACCCAGCUUCUCUGGCUGGAGGGGCUGCGACUCCCACCCUCCCCCUCCAGGGACUCCAGGUCCAGACUGUCACCCCACAGCUGCUUCUCAACACCCAGGGUCAGAUCAUUGCCACUGUAGGGAAUGGACCUGCCACAGUUGCCACUUCUGCUGCAGUUCUGCCCAAAGCCGCUGCUCCGCCAACACUCACCAAGCCUAACACACAGGCUUCGGUAACUAGUGUCACUCAGUCGCCAGUUGUCAUCGCCCCGCAGCCGUCUGUACUGAAGACCACCACCACGCUCUCCUCCACGGCACCCAUCACUUGUGGAGACAUAGCAAAAGUGGGCCAGCUUGUCAGCAAACCCCAGCAGGUAGUCAGCAGCGAGGAAGGCAUUAAUCUGGAGGAGAUCCGAGAGUUUGCCAAGAAUUUCAAGAUCCGUCGGCUGUCCUUGGGGCUUACUCAGACACAAGUAGGACAGGCUCUGACUGCAACCGAAGGUCCAGCUUACAGCCAGUCUGCCAUUUGCAGGUUUGAAAAGCUGGAUAUCACCCCCAAGAGCGCCCAAAAGCUAAAGCCGGUGUUGGAGAAGUGGCUGGCUGAGGCUGAGCACUGGAACCAGAAAGGCCAGCAGAAUCUGAUGGAGUUUGUCGGCGGAGAACCCUCCAAAAAACGCAAGCGGCGUACUAGUUUCACCCCACAGGCAAUAGAAGUUCUUAACUCCUACUUUGAGAAGAACGCACUGCCGACGGGUCAAGAGAUUACUGAGAUUGCAAGAGAGCUAAACUAUGACCGAGAGGUUGUGCGAGUAUGGUUCUGCAACCGGCGACAGACGCUGAAAAACACAAGCAAAAUCAAUGUCUUCCAGGUUCAGUAGCGACAUUAUUCUGGGAGAGUUCGCUGCUGAUCUUUUAUCCUUUAAGGAAGCUGAACAUUUAAUACAACAACACAGAUGUAGAUAGUGUUGUAAAUAUGAUUUAAACUCUGUUAAGGCUGAAAGAAUAUGAACUUUUUGAGAAAAUGAAGGAAAUACAGGAUUGAAGUCGUAUGAUAGAAUACUUGCAAUGAGUUAUUAAUUUUGUUUUAAGGCUGUAUAUGUGUUACUUCUUUGUGGUGGGUACUCAGUCAAACUGCAUGGUCCGCUUAUCAUAUACAGCUAUUAUAACAUGUCAUAUUUAAAAACAUUUGAUGAACUUUUAUACAAGUGUUUUUCUAGGCUACCGUAACGGGCAAGCAUUGGUUAACAUUGAGUUUAAUCACAUUGAGGUCACUUUGGCACAAUGACUGACAUUAUACUUGUGCCACAAUGGAAGUUAAGCUCCUCAUUUACUUUAUAUUCACGUAGUAUUUGUACUGCAUGAGCUGCUCUGCAAACAUAAAUACGAUUCUGACAGACAUAAGACUGUAGGCUAUAAGCAGGCAAUAACCUAUAACCUUGUUUUCAUCAGAAUUAGUUGUUAAGGAAUGUCACUUUGCCCUCUAUGGACUCCUGACUCUGCAACAAGUUUUUGGGACAAUCAUCAUUUGAUAUUUGUUACUGAUAAUCACAUAGAUGAAGAGUCAUGUCCUCUUGUUUGGCUUUGAUAGUUUUAUUCAGCGGUAUGAAAUGUGUUGCACUGUUGGGUGUUCACAGAGAGGCUCAUUUCUGAUGUUUCAUUGACAACAACUUCUUGUCAAAAUGAAGUAGCUCAGGCUAUUGCCCAUGAUGCCAACCUAUUUUAGUUUUUAUUAACUGACAAUUAGCUACUGAUCAUGCAAAUACACAUACUUUAUUUGUGGGUGAUCCAUGUGUGUAAAUUCACCUCAGUCUGUCCACUUUUUACACUUUCUGUUCAGUGUGUUUAUAAUACUCUGAGAGUAUUUUGUGUUUACUCUGUUCACUGUUGUGAUUAUUCCCUUAAUGGCUUGACAGUGCUGUUUCCUCUCAAGUUAGAUACUGUAAAGUACAUUUGCUAAAUGGCCUAUAAUGAACUUGAAAUAGUCUCAUGAUGCCUGAAACAUUAGUGCCAGAUUUUUUUAGAUACUCUUACUAAGCCUAAUAUCAAUCAAAUUGAUUAACUGAAUUUCAAAGAAUAUGUUAAUUGUUUAGCCAAGAAAGGAGGUUUUGUGGUUUAAUGUGUUAUGACUUUCAAUCUGAAUGAGUCAGAAGAGUUUUUGCAUGUGCAGUAUAUUUAGGAACGAUACUGUGGCAGUUUUCUUUAUGUUUGCCAAUUCUUCAAGAAUUCUUUGCACUUUAGUGUCAGCUGGGAAAGUUAAAGGGUUACAAAUGGUUUAUGUACAGUGCAAAGUUCCAGUUACGUUUGUGAAAGAAUUUCAUUUCUGCGUUUUAAAGUUUUUGAACAGCAAGAAGCUUUGCUUUGCAAAAAUGUAGCAGUACCGGCAAAAUUGCAAUCAUCAACUUGACAAGCAACAUCUAUCAUUAAGAUUAAUGUACUUUUUAUGCAGAUGAAAUGUAAAAUACUGCAGAUUAAAUAUAAAAACUAAUAUGCAUUAAUCACAACUUUAAAAGAUUUUGAGUUUGUGAAUGAUAAGUUGAAUGGUACAUUUUAUGUUCCACCUUAGAUUUGCCUUUUGAAUAACAGCAGGCUUACGUUGCAGUGGACAUAUAGUAUGCCUAACCAUGAAAUAAUUAAUAUUUAAAAAGAUUUUGCUUUAACAUGUAUUUUACCUUCAUGUUAAAUAUGGGAAGGCACUAUAUAUAAUAUUGUUUAUUAUACUAAGAUAUCAACAGAGAAAAGGAGAGUUAGAAUGAUAAGAUAUCAGCUAUUAGUUUCUUGACUGCAAAGCACACAAAACAUUCAGGUCUUAGUGAGACAAGGGAAAAACAAAAGUUGGAUGCUUUUUGUUAUUUUCUGUCAGAUAAAUAAACCCUGUCUUUAUUAAUCACUCCUGAUUGUUGUGUAUUUAUACAUUUUCAGCAGUUUAUAUUAACUAUUGACAUGCACAAAACAUAGACUGAAAAAUGUUUUUUCUUUUUAGAAAUAAAAUACCACUUCUGAUCAUGG